UUAUGAACACAAGUUUAGACCUCAUGGAACACGACACCUUACAACUGCCCACCCAAUCAACCACCAACCUCAGCUAUAGUUUCCUUCCCGGCGACCCGACAACCAAACGGCUAGUGGUAUUUCUGAAUGGCCUCAUCCUCCCAAAAUCAUCCUGGGAACAGACUAUACUGGCUAUACAAUCUAAGCUGCAGGACUCGCAAUCGCUACGACCACAUCUAUUGUCCUACGAUCGAUAUGGACAAGACACUUCCGAUAAGCAUCCAGGUGGUGAACAUGAUGUCUUAGAUGUGGUUCAGGAUCUCCAUAAUUUUCUUGCGGCAUUCUGUGCAAAAGAUUUAGAGGGAAAAAUGCCGGCACAAUUGGUGUUUGUUUGCAAUUCUAUUGGGUGUGCUAUAGCGAGGCUGUUCGCCGACAGUUAUCCGGGCAUGGUAUCCGGAAUGCUCUUCUUGGAUUCCAUCAUGGCGCAUGUUGAUUUGGUGGCUUUGUGGCCUGAUGUGGAUGCCAUUGGGUUCGAUGAAACUACGCUACCGCAGGGUACCACGACAGAGGAGGUGAAGAGUGUAAGAGAGGAGUAUAGGAAGAGAUUCCAUGUUUCUGUGCCGAAUUCGGAGGAACUGGAUAGAAGCACACUGGCUGGGCUACUGCCACGGGCAGAUCGCCCUAAGCUGCGAAGCCCAUUACUCACGGUCGUUGGUCACGAUCCUGAGACGUUCGCUCAGGAAAACAAGUACAUCAAUCCAGUGUGGCAUGAAUACAACAAAGAGCUUGCUACAUUGACGGAUAGCGGGAAGAGCAAAGGUCCCAUUAUUGCUAAGGGAUGUGGGCAUUUUAUACAAAGAGAUGAUCCUGCAUUUGUUGCUACAGAGGUUUGCGACUUGCUACAGCGUCUUGAGGAGUACAAG
This is a messenger RNA of Aureobasidium vineae, 902 nucleotides long. NCBI's taxonomy places the organism in Eukaryota, Fungi, Ascomycota, Dothideomycetes, Dothideales, Saccotheciaceae. The record is from the annotation of a GenBank genome assembly.